Pectinophora gossypiella (pink bollworm) is the source of this 2572-nucleotide messenger RNA. RefSeq names its product myophilin-like (gene Chd64). Gene Ontology annotation, molecular function: actin binding. The record is from RefSeq and is a predicted model, not a curated record. Bases 145 to 711 code for a protein of 188 amino acids. The transcript has 4 exons. NCBI's taxonomy places the organism in Eukaryota, Metazoa, Arthropoda, Insecta, Lepidoptera, Gelechiidae. Gene Ontology annotation, biological process: actomyosin structure organization.
UUCAUCGGCACACACGCACACACCCGCCCGCGAGCGCCCGCCAUUCCCGCGCUGUUUACAUUCUGUGCUCGGUGACUCCGCGGCGACCCGUCUCUGUGAUUUACUUCGUAUUUAUUUAAUUUAUACAAACCUAGUUCUAGUAAAAUGGCCAACAACAGGGCUGCCAAGUCUGGAUUUGCCGCCGAAGCGCAGAGAAAGAUCAACAGCAAAUACAGCGAGGAGCUCGCGCAGGAAUGCCUGGAGUGGAUCCGGCAGAUCUGCAACGAGCCCGAGAACACGUCCGGGGAUAUGGACAACUUCUACGAAGUGCUUAAAGAUGGGACCUUGCUGUGCAAACUUGUGAACAACAUUCAGCCGGGUUUGGUGAAGAAGGUGAACGAGUCAAAGAUGGCAUUCAAAUGCAUGGAGAACAUAAACGCGUUCCUGGAAGCCGCCAGACAACUUGGAGUACCGGCUCAGGAGACCUUCCAGACUGUCGACCUUUGGGAGCGACAAAAUCUCAACUCCGUUGUGAUCUGCUUACAGUCGCUCGGAAGGAAGGCCGGCCACUUCGGCAAGCCGUCGAUAGGGCCGAAAGAGGCCGAGAAGAACGUAAGGAACUUUUCAGAGGAGCAGCUGAGGGCUGGUCAGGGCGUUAUUUCGCUGCAGUACGGAUCCAACAAGGGUGCCAACCAGAGCGGCAUCAACUUUGGAAACACGCGGCACAUGUAAAGUCUGAAGCCUACGUUGUUGACUUUAUUCAGAACCUCAGAGUUAGCUAAGUUGCAAAGCGUUUCAAUUGUGAUUCCUUGACGUUGUAACUUCUUGACCGUGACGUAAGGUGUUCAUUUAAUUCGGAUGGAUUAUAGGUACGUUAUCGUUUCAUGAUCGAAAACAUUUGAAUCUUGACCAACCCCCAGACUUCAGUCCUCUGUUAGAGACUCUUCUUCUCGUCAUAAUUACUCCGCGACACCACGGAAUUUUCAUAAUGUUAUUUCCAUGCGUGCAGUCUGUUGCUUGCAUCACACUAAGCGAUAAACACUAACGUGUGAAAAAUCUGACAUUUAUUUUCAAUGUAACAUCAUCAGAGAACACAUACUGAAAGUCAAGAUUCUAUUUCUGUUUCAUCCCAUAAUCUGCAACUACUACGAAACGUGUUAUGGGUGAGAAUAAGCGGCGCUAGGGAAUCCUCAACAACUUGCAGAACUGUGCGAGGAGCUGAAUCCAAAUGAAAGGAACAUGACACUCCAAAACCCAAAUUAAAGGUCUGUUAGGUACCGAGGUUCUGCGCCAAGUCAACAGUACUGUUUCUGUUACAAUCGAUAUUAUUAGAGAUGAUUAGCACUAAUGUAACUUUACUGACGUAAAUAAUUCUUGUUGGGCAUUCAAAUGUCUACAAUACCUUAUUAGCUCGUUGCAUCAUCGUGAUUUUUGAAUACCACAUAGAGUGGUAGUUGUAAUGUAAAAGAUUAAAUCUGAAAAAUAAAAUGAUCUUAUAUUUACAAACAGUACUUAUAGAUUUGACUAUAUAGACUAGAAAGUGUAACUAUAAAUGAAGACUUAAAAGGACCAUUAAAAGAUUAUUGCACAAGAAACAAAAAUCUACCCUAUUACGAAUCUCUCUCGAUAUUAAAUCGAUUGCAACAUUUUUGACAAAACUUUAUAAUUAAGUCAACAAAUAGUUAUUUUGUUUAAGUCAACGUUUUGUUCGUACUUAUAGAGUAUCAUUCCGGAUUCAUUCCAAUUUUGGAAUUUAUUUUUUAUAUACUUUUAACGCUGAAGUUUCAAACUUUGUUUAAAUAUUUAUAGUUGUGAGUAAGUCAGCUAGCAUUUGAUUAAAAUGAAUAUAUACUUAUAGCAUUAUUUUUAAGAUAUUGUGGUGUAAAUGAAAAUACAAAAUCGACGAACAGUGCGAAGAUUUUUCUUAAAACUGGAAGAUUGGCUGGAAUUUUCAGUGUUUACUCUCUUCUUAAAUUAAGGGAUUCAGACCGUAUUAUUAUUGCUAGCCAGUUUUGCUAGGUAGUGGUAUACAAAUCAAUGCAUGUAUUUUCAUUUACGCCUUGCGUUUUAUUGGCUUAGCUUUUGACGGGGACUAGUGUUAAUAAAUACAUAAGUCAAUAGACUUAGUUAUUAAAACUAGUCAUUGAUCGCAUAACUUCUUGUAUUGUGCCAACUGUAAUCACACAAGUCUUCACUUUUAUUAUUAAAAUUGUUAAUAAAACAGUACAAUUAUUAGAUUUAUAAAUUCUCUUAUAUAAACAUUAUUAUUAUUACUUAUUAUUAAAAUGAAAAUUGUGCCUUCGAGCUCCGUAGGGGCCAUGAAACCACGUUUCAAAGGUGUAUAAAUUCCCUAUAAACUAAAAAUCAGGGUUUAAUGUUUUUCUCGAUUAUUUAUUGAAUUCUGUAUUAAACUAAUCAUUCCAUAUUAUUUUAGUACCUAUGUUAGUACACACUGUGAUUGAUGGUUUUAUAAAUACAAUAUCUAUAUUUUCUUAUAAUUACGUAUGUAUCUAUUUGAUGACGGGACGAAUGUAAGUUUCAUAGGAUACUGUGUCUCUAUGGAAGUACGUAGAAUAAAUGAUAAUCUAAAAUA